CUGUAUCUCCUGCCACACUGUCUUAAGAUCAAGGAGGCUCUACUACUGCCAUCAUCAAAGAUAAAUUAAACAAACCACCAAAUUCAAAAGAGUUCGAAAACAAGUGAAUCCUCUAGUUUCUUAUUAGAUCAAGCGAUUAUUCAGUGUUGUAUUCACAGAUCCUCUACUCUCUCUUCUUUCUUGUCAAGAUUCUUCUCUUAUCCAUUGUGUUUUUAGAAAAAAAAAAAUAAUUAUUUUUAUAUUAUACUUAUAUAUAAAAAAAACUUUUUUAGUUUGGAGAGAGCUUGCCUUGUGUCGCCUUCUUCUCUCUCUAGGAGUUGUGCUUAAUUUACGGACAUGUGAAGAUACUUGCUUUUGCCUCAUCAAGGGCAUGUUAGCCAUUACUUAUCUCUUCUCUUCUUUGCCUUUGUAACUUGUGAGCUCUAAAUCUUCAGAGAUACAAAUCAAGAAAGAGAGAGAUAAAGAAAAAGACAAGUCUUUUGUUUUUCAGAUAGAGAGAUCGGGAAAAAUGUGGUUGCUUUCUGCUUUGAUGCAAGCAAUGAAGUAAUCUGGUGUUUGUGUAAAUGCUUGCUAUGGAUUCUUUGAAGGGAUACAGAUUAGAACCCAAAUGGGAAAUUGAUCCUCAACUUCUGUUUGUUGGGCCAAAGAUUGGAGAAGGAGCUCAUGCCAAAGUCUAUGAGGGAAAAUACAAGAACCAGACAGUUGCUAUAAAGAUAAUCCACAGAGGAGAAACGCCAGAAGAGAUUGCAAAGAGGGAUUCAAGAUUCCUAAGAGAAGUAGAAAUGCUCUCACGAGUUCAGCACAAGAAUUUGGUCAAGUUCAUUGGUGCUUGCAAAGAGCCUGUAAUGGUGAUAGUCACUGAACUUCUUCAAGGCGGUACACUGCGUAAAUAUCUGUUAAACUUGAGACCCGCAUGUUUGGAGACCCGUGUUGCUAUUGGUUUUGCGCUUGACAUUGCUCGUGGCAUGGAAUGCUUGCAUUCCCACGGGAUCAUUCACCGUGAUCUCAAACCCGAAAAUUUGCUUUUAACUGCAGACCACAAAACAGUAAAACUAGCAGACUUUGGAUUAGCAAGAGAAGAGUCACUGACUGAGAUGAUGACGGCUGAGACAGGAACAUACCGAUGGAUGGCACCUGAGUUGUACAGCACGGUUACUCUUCGAUUAGGAGAGAAGAAGCAUUACAAUCAUAAAGUCGAUGCAUAUAGCUUUGCAAUCGUUCUUUGGGAGCUUUUACACAAUAAAUUGCCUUUUGAGGGAAUGUCAAAUCUCCAAGCAGCAUAUGCAGCCGCCUUUAAAAAUGUGAGACCAAGCGCUGAGAGCUUACCUGAGGAUUUGGGUGACAUUGUAACAUCAUGCUGGAAUGAGGAUCCAAACGCUCGGCCAAACUUCACUCAGAUCAUUCACUUACUACUUAGCUAUCUCUCCAAGGUUGCAUCUCCGGUAUCCGCGAUUCCACAACGGAUUCUUUCUUCUAAGAACACAUUGUUGCCACCGGAUUCUCCUGGAACUAGCUCUUUGAUGGCUACUAAGCUUGAUGACUGUGGGGAAACUCCAAAGGCCAAAAAUGAAGACAAACGAAAAGGUUUGUUUUUCUGCUUUAAUCAAUGUUAUUAACCAUUGAUCAGAGAGAGAGAAAAACAGUUUUUGGUUUGCUCUGGAUUAGGACCAGAGAUUUGGUAGACAUCAUUUAAAUUAAUGAUGUAAUAACAUCCUCCCUGCCUCAUAUAAACUCCAUAUGAAUGUUUUUAAAAAAUGUUCGUCUAUAUAAAUAAAUAGUUAUAUAA
Molecule: messenger RNA, 1786 nt
Organism: Eutrema salsugineum
Lineage: Eukaryota; Viridiplantae; Streptophyta; Magnoliopsida; Brassicales; Brassicaceae
Product: serine/threonine-protein kinase STY13
Exons: 6
Coding region: 564-1616 (350 amino acids)
Biological process (GO): protein phosphorylation
Molecular function (GO): protein kinase activity; ATP binding
Source: RefSeq, a predicted model, not a curated record